This is a messenger RNA of Aphidius gifuensis, 1550 nucleotides long. It is a transcript of the gene sau, whose product is annotated as Golgi phosphoprotein 3 homolog sauron. The record is from RefSeq and is a predicted model, not a curated record. Gene Ontology annotation, cellular component: Golgi cisterna; cytosol; trans-Golgi network. Bases 287 to 1204 code for a protein of 305 amino acids. Gene Ontology annotation, biological process: Golgi organization; retrograde vesicle-mediated transport, Golgi to endoplasmic reticulum; Golgi vesicle budding. Gene Ontology annotation, molecular function: phosphatidylinositol-4-phosphate binding. The transcript has 4 exons. Lineage: Eukaryota; Metazoa; Arthropoda; Insecta; Hymenoptera; Braconidae.
ACAGAAAAAAAAAAAAAAGUGAAAACGAGUUUGCGCUCCGUGUAUGAGUACUGGCCAUCUUGAAAAGACAUGUCCCAUUGUAAUAAACGUCAACAGAACAGUGUUUAUUUUCCAUACAUGUUGCCAGAUACACAAAAUAAUAAAAAAUUAUAUUUACCAAUAAACAAACAAUUCAAAACAAGUGUGUGGAUUAAUUUUAACUGAGUUAUACUUAAUAAUACAUAAACAUUAACAAUAUAUAAAUAUAAUAUAAAUAAAAUAAUUAAAUAAAAAAAAAGUUAUUAAAAUGAAUCGAAGUGAUGGGCUGGUACAAAGGCGCCGUGUUGUAAAUAGCAGUAGUGGAAAUUCACUGGGACAAGAUGGAUUAUCUGAUCAAGGUGGUGGUUUUAAUGAACAAAAUAAUGGUGCUGAUAAUGACACUAAUUCAUCCAAGGAUUUUAACUCAAAUCCAACAGUUGAAGAUGACUCUGAUAAAGCGACCAGGCUGACACUCAUGGAAGAAGUUUUGCUACUUGGUCUAAAAGAUAAAGAAGGUUACACAUCAUUUUGGAAUGAUUGUAUUAGCUCAGGUCUUCGUGGUUGUAUAUUAGCUGAACUUGGUUUAAAAGAACGUAUUGAAUUGGAAAAAACUGGUAUGCGAAAAAGAGGUCUACUUGUAAGAAAAGUACUUGUUAAAAAUGAUUCACAAACUGGUGAUGUAUUGCUUGAUGAAGCACUUAAACAUCUUAAAGAAUAUGAUUCACCAGAACCAGUUCAAAGCUGGAUUGAAUAUCUAAGUGGUGAAACAUGGAACCCACUUAAAUUACGUUAUCAAUUAAAAAAUGUACGUGAAAGAUUAGCUAAAAAUUUAGUUGAAAAAGGCGUACUUACAACUGAAAAACAGAACUUUUUGUUAUUUGAUAUGACAACACAUCCAUUGACAGAUAAUUUGGCAAAAACACGACUUGUUAAAAAGAUACAGGAAGCUGUUUUAUGUCGUUGGGUAAAUGAUGCAAGUCGUAUGGAUAAAAGAACAUUAGCACUUGUUAUGUUGGCACAUGCUGCUGAUGUUUUAGAAAAUGCAUUUGCUCCAUUAUCUGAUGAUGAUUAUGAAAUAGCAAUGCGUCGUGUUAGAAUAUUAUUGGAACUUGAUUUUGAAGCUGAAGCUGCUAAAACAAAUGCCAAUCCAGUUUUAUGGGCUGUAUUUGCUGCAUUUACCAAGUAACAUCAUCUUUAUUAAUAGGAGAUUUUUAAGGUAAUGAGCAUUCAAUUAAAUGAAAACAAAUAAUUUCAUGUUGAAUUUACAUAUAUUUUUUUUUUUUUUAAAUUUUAUUUUCAAAUUAUACUAAUUUCAUCAAUAAUAUUACAGACCAAUGUCAUUGAGCUUAACAUUAAAAAAACAAUUAAUAUAAAUAAACGAAAAAUAAUAAUAAUUAAAUACAACAGCGACAAAGAAUUGAUGCAAAUAUGCUCGUGCCAUGUUCAACGUGACUGUCACACAAUAAAUAAAAAUAAUUUCAUUGUUUAUUUAUUAUUUUUAACUUGAUAAAAUUUCGAAAUAAUACAAUUAU